GCCAAUCGCGCUCCUCCUCCACAUGAGUGCAACGAAGAUGGCGCAAGACGGCAAGGUGCCCAGCGAUCUCUACCAGCAUGUGUACUCGUUUCUCGUGGAGAAUAAGUUCGCUAAAGCUGCGAAAGAGUUUAUAAAGCAGUCUAAAGUGAAACCCCAGGACCAAAAUGAGGACAGUCUUCUGGACAUCUUCAAUUUCUGGGUGAAGUCACCAGAAACCAAAAAGCGUAAAGCGGUCACCAGUGGCCCCGUGGCUGUCAAUGGCCCGUCAGCCAAGAAAGCAAAGAAAGAUGCAGAGAGUUCAAGCAGUGAAGACUCCAGCAGUGAAGAGGAAGCUAAACCUGCCAAGAAAGCAGUGCAAGUGAAAGCUCCGGCUCCAAAGAAAGCAGCAGCUGUAGCCGCUAAAGAGAGCAGCAGUUCUGACUCCAGUGACUCUGAGGAUGAAGCUCCGGCUAAAACAGCAGCAACGAAACCUGCAGCUGUGAAACCUGCUGUUCAGACUGCGGCAGCGGCCAGAAAGAAAGACACCAGUUCCAGCAGUGAAGAGUCCGACUCUGAGGAGGAGCCCGCCAAAACUCCAGCUAAAGGAGCCAAGCCUGUGGCAGCGACCUCUAAACCGGCGUCCACUCCUGUACCUGCAGCUCAGAAGAAGCAGGACAGCAGCAGCAGUGAGGACAGCUCGAGUGAAUCUGAGGACGAGGCUCCAGCUAAGAAAGCAGUAAAAGCAGCAGUCCCGGUUAAGACCCCUCCAGCCAAACCUGCAGAGUCCAGCAGUGAGGACUCAUCCUCAGAUGAGGAAGAUGCCCCUCCUACUAAGAAAGCCAAGACUGGACAAUUCAGUGCCGUCCCGCCCCCUGCAGCACUGACAACUCGUGCUCCAGUCAAAGCCCCCGCAGCCGCAGUAAAGACUGUGACUCCCAAAGCUACUGCUAAGAAGGACUCCAGUUCUGACAGCUCUGAUUCCAGCUCAGAGGAUGAAGCAAAGAAGCCAGCGGUCAAAGCUGUGCCCGUGAAAGCAGUCCCAGUUAAGAAGCCUCCUACAAAGGUUGCUCCUGCUCAGAAAGAGGACUCUUCAAGCUCAGAUUCUUCAAGCUCAGAGGACGAAGCAGCAAAGCCAGCGGUCAAAGUCACACCUGCAAAAGCUGCAUCUGCUAAAGCCGUACCUGCUAAAGUCACUCCAGCUGCAGACGAAUCUUCUAGCUCUGAAGACUCUGACGACGAAGAGGCCAAGAAACCAGCAGCUAAAGUUGUCCCAGUUAAACCUGCGCCCACCAAGAAAACGCCAGCGAAAGUCACGCCUGCUGCAAAAGAGUCUUCUACAUCCAGCUCAGAGUCUGAAGACGACGAACCGGCCGCAAAGCCUACUCCAGCCAAGGCGACCCCUGCUAAAUCUGCAACUCCGAAGACAACUCCUGCUAAAGCUGCUCCUCAAAAGAAAACUCCUGCAAAAGCUGCAACCCCUGCUAAAGCUGCUCCUCAAACAACUGCUAAGAAAGAUGACUCCUCAAGUUCAGAUUCGGACAGUUCUGAAGAUGAGGCACCAGCUAAACCAGCAGUCACGUCCAAGCCUUUGAGCACUCAGAAGAAACCUGCCACCACACCGGUAUCCAAACCAACCAAUAAACCAGCGGAGAGCAGCUCAGAUUCAGACAGCUCUUCAGAUGAAGAGGAACCUCAAAAGAAAGCCGUCACCACACCUGUAUCCAAACCUAAACCUGUGGUUACCUCAGCCAAAUCUACCCCUGCCGCUAAACCCGCUGAAAGCAGUUCAGAUUCAGACAGCUCGUCCGAUGAGGAACCACAGAAGAAAGCCGCCACCACACCGGUAUCCAAACCGGCUACCCCAGCGAAACCUGCAGCUAAACCAGCCGACAGCAGUUCUGACUCUGAGACUGACAGCUCCGAUUCAGAUGCCGAGACUCCAGCUGCCAAGACCCCGAAACCGACUGCUAAGAGCCCUGCGUCUGCUGCUAAACCACCGGCUCCAGCCAGUAAGACCACAGCCCAGUCCAGCAGCAGUGAAGACGACAGUUCCAGUGAAGACGAGAAGAAAGUAAAGGCUACUGUGACGCCCAAAGCAGCAGCAGCUAAACCAGUCGUGAAGAAGGCCGAGAGCAGCAGCUCGGAUUCAUCAGACAGCUCAGACUCUGAGACGGAAGUGAAGAAGACUCCCGCAAAGCCUGCAGUCGCCAAUGGGAAGGCUGCGAAACAAACCCCCACCUCUGCAGCGAAGACACCGGCCAAAAAGACAGCCGAGUCUUCAUCCUCUGAUGACAGCAGCUCUGAUGAAGAGGAGCCGUCUAAAACACCGGCUGUCAAAACUCCACCCGCUAAUAAGGCGCAGCCUGCUAAAGCCAAAGCCAGCAGCUCUUCUGAGGACUCGUCUGAGGAAGAGGACACCAAGACUCCGGUCACUUCUGCAACAAACGGCACACAGAGCAAGACAACACCCAAAAAUAAAAAAGUCACCACAUCCACACCUCAGACCUUCCCCAGAACCAAACAGAAGGAAACCAAUGCUCCUUUCCGUAGAGUAAGAGACGAGGAAAUUGAAGUGGACCCCCGACUGGCAGACAAUUCAUUUGACGCAAAGAUGGGCGCCAACGGAGACUGGGGGCAGAAAGCCAACAAUGUGCUUAAAUUUACCAAGGGCAAAUCUUUCCGGCACGAAAAGACUAAGAAGAAGCGUGGCAGUUACAUUGGCGGUGCCAUCUCCACCUCAGUGAACUCAAUAAAAUUCGACAGCGAAUGAAUGAGCGCACAAUGUAAACGAACUUGGAUUCCAUUUGAAUGAGCUUUCCCGCCUGUAUCUCCCAUUCUUUGCUGUAUCGGCUCUAGCAAGCACUGUUCUUACCCAUCUACCCUCCCGUCGCUGUUCUGCCAUCACUACUGAGGUGAAGAAGGCAGGAAUAGAGGCGGCUGGAAGAGUGUGCGGUUUCAUGAUCCUCUACACUCAAUCCGUCAUGCGGUUAGACGUGGUGACCACGUGGUGGCAUCGUUUCAUAAGUUUUGCAAUAGAAAGUCUUUUGAUUAGCUUAUGUCAAAUCAUUUUGGCUUUACUGUAAAUGUUUCUUGAAGUUGGUUGACAAAUUAUGAAUGGUUGUUCUAACAGGUAAUUGUUAAUAUGCUAGAAAUAAUGGAGAGAUUUGCUUUUUUUUAAUUACGAGUCUUAAAGAAAUGUCAUUGUUAUGCUUACCUUAUGAGCCUUUCCAUGUAUUUUGAACCUCGCGAUCGUCUCAUUUGAAGAAGCCGUGUAAUGACUCCGCCCACUUCUGUUCAACGGACCACUGGAAGACCGCCAUCAGUCAUCCUCAUUCGAUUUUAGUUUUGAUAUUUUAUGGUUUCACUUCUGUUAUGCAGUAUUUUGUAAUUUGAUCUCCCUAAUAAAUCAGUCUUGUAACUGUAAUAAAUGUUUUGUCUGAACCCAACUGUAUUUUUUAAAUCAAAUGUUUAGUUCUGAGCUCAUGUUUUGUUUGCUGAUGAACAGAUUUAAAUCCAUGAUAAUGAAAUCAA
Messenger RNA from Pimephales promelas (fathead minnow), 3510 nucleotides. It is a transcript of the gene nolc1, whose product is annotated as nucleolar and coiled-body phosphoprotein 1. NCBI's taxonomy places the organism in Eukaryota, Metazoa, Chordata, Actinopteri, Cypriniformes, Leuciscidae. Gene Ontology annotation, cellular component: nucleoplasm; nucleolus. The record is from RefSeq and is a predicted model, not a curated record. Gene Ontology annotation, molecular function: protein binding.